AUGGAAGGGCUCAAUUUGAACAGUUUCCAAGGAGGAGACAGUUGGGAUAGCACUUCAAAAUUAAUCAAAGAAGAACUGCUGGAUGAUGACUAUUUCAAGAUUCCGGUCCCGAAAGUAGAACCAGUUUUUGAGCAAUGCGAACCGACAUCCAGUUGCUCGCCUCCUCAGAAGAGAAGAAAAUAUGAACAAAAGCUGAGCUGGAGGCAAAUUAUUCAAAGCUCGGUGUCGAACAGCGACGAUUCCGAAACUCAGAAACGUUCAAAAAGCGAAGACCAAGUUCAAUGUCGGCUGUGCCAGCAAUUAAACCACUCUCGUCAAAUGAAAACUUUUGUUUCGGAGAUGGAGAAGUUAUUAUUGAUGCUGGCACAUCUUCUCAACAAAACAUAUUCACUCGAAGAAGCUCAAUCCUUUAUUUUAAAUGUAACAAAUCAUCAUUUUAUCUGCACGAUUCAUUUCUAUGAAUCAAUAGAUUCAAUAUACUCUGCACUAGACGGUAGAAUCGUCAAUGGACUCUUUGAAUGUUCUACAGAAGCUUUGGAAGAGUUUAUGAUCACUGUGAAUAGUUUAUGUCACUGCAUGACACCUUUAAAACUUUGCGACGUUUUAUAUCAAUUCAAGUUGAAAAACAAGUGGAUACCCAAUACGCUUCCCAUCAAUACUAUCUAUAGGCAACGUCAUGCAUCUUCUAUCGUCAUAACUGAAAACCACGAAGAAUGUUGUUCAUUCUGUCAUCAAUCGAAAAAGCCAGAAGAAUUGAAAUAUGUAUCACUAAAAACUGAGAAACUGGUCUUCAUGAUCGCAUCCAUUAUUCGAAACGAAUGCACUUCUCUGCAAGGUGCUCGUUUUAUAUACGAAAAAAGUGAGAAAGCAGUUUGUCGUGAUCAUUUCACUGAAGUUAUUCUGGACAUUUUCGCUGUUCCGCUGGAAAAGGUGAUGAGAAUCGUGAGAUCACUUGGAUCAAAAAUCACUCCACAGGAAUUCAAAAUAGCAUUGAAAUACUUUAUCUUAAAAAAUGAUGGAUCAUCAAAGGAAAGUAAUCCAAUUACGCAAAUCACAAAAAAUGAUUCAAUAAAAUUGGAAGUCGACGAUUCAAUCGAGGAGACCAAAUUUUCGCAUACCGAAGAUUUCAUGAAACUUUCCGAAAAUCGCGCCAAUCGUUCAAAUACACCAGUCGAACACCUUCCUGCACGUUCCAUUUCAAAUGGUCUACCAUUCCAAGCUCUUAUUCAACAAAAACAUCCAGUUGUACGAUGCUCAAUAUGCUCUCAAAUAGAAGAGUCACCGAACUUAACAGCAAUAUCUCAAAACGAUAAACUGAUUCUGAUGGUCAAGUCGAUUCUCUGUAAUGAGAACACAGUAGAACAAGCGAGACAGUUUAUGUACGACAAGAAUGAUCAUCUAAUUUGUAUUCGUCAUUUAUCUGAAACAGUUCGUGCAAUCUACAAAAAUCUUCACAUCAGUAAUUAUGAAAGAAUGGUUUCAAGCUCCCUCGACAUAUUGAUGAAAAUUGUGGAGUCGUUCAGAGUGAUACUGACGUUGGAGGAUUUUCUGAAAGUAUUCAAAGAAUUCGUGUCAGUUAAUACUAUAACUUGUACUUCAAAUGAUCUUUUCAACACUGCGAAUAAUCUUGAUAGUAGUGCUUCUGCUCCCAAAUAUUUCCCAGGGCGUAAAAGGAGGACGCAGUGUGCAAUUUGCUUCCAAUGGAUAGAGUGGCAAUUCACAAAAUGUUUGCAUUUGGAAGAUACGAAAUUUGUUGUCAUAGUUGCAUGUAUUCUCAGUGGUAGAUGUACUCCAGAACAAGCCAAAACGUUUGUUUCGAACAAAGAUUAUCGAUCCGUUUGUAUUUCACAUUUUUCGGAUGUUUUCGAUGAAAUUCAAAAAUGCAUUGGAUUCGGAGAUAUGAAAGAUAUUUUUCACUGUGGAGAUGGACCGAAAAGAAGAAUAAUGACAGCUGUGAAUUCAGUAGCUCCAAUGAUCAAAUUCACUUCUUUCUGCGAAACAUUCUUGAGCUUUCUCAAUGGAAACAAAAAACUGAUGAUUGCAGUGUUUGAUUCUGCCAACUGCUCGGAAAGAAAGGAUAACAUUGAGUCUACAAGUUCUCAAGUGUCCGCAGUGAAAGAAGAAGGAACAAACGGAGAAAUUCCGAAUGCCGACCCACAUCAAGUCGUCUCUGAUUUUGGGUAUUUAAUGCUGCGUCCAAAGUAA
Caenorhabditis remanei is the source of this 2205-nucleotide messenger RNA. RefSeq lists its product as uncharacterized. The coding region runs from base 1 to 2205 and encodes 734 amino acids. Gene Ontology annotation, biological process: negative regulation of vulval development. Lineage: Eukaryota; Metazoa; Nematoda; Chromadorea; Rhabditida; Rhabditidae. The transcript has 6 exons. The record is from RefSeq and is a predicted model, not a curated record.